Molecule: messenger RNA, 1017 nt
Organism: Salmo salar (Atlantic salmon)
Lineage: Eukaryota; Metazoa; Chordata; Actinopteri; Salmoniformes; Salmonidae
Gene: nsun6
Product: NOP2/Sun RNA methyltransferase 6
Source: RefSeq, marked provisional
CCUUCACCCAAAAAUGUAACGUUACAUCUCAGGCCGAAAUAGGUGUAUUUUUUUUCCAUCUUCAAAUUGCCAUAACCAAUGCCAGAAGAAAUGUCAAUUUUCCCAAGAAUUGCUUUGAAGCCAGAAGUUCAUGAUUACUUGAGGAAUGUCUUCAUAAACAAGGAGGUGCUGGCUGCAGUGAGUCAAGGAGAGGCAGAGCAGAGGUUCCAGAGGCUGCUGUCCUGCCUGUCCCACCCACCUGCCUUGACCUGUGUGCGAGCCAGCACACACCUGGCUUCCCUGGAGGAGAUCCAACACAGGCUUGGGGAGGAACUCAAACAGCUGCGUCUCCUCCCUCGCACACCGAGCCAACAAGGACACUAUCGGCUUCUUCAUUGCCAAGUUCCUGAAGAGCUGACAGGACUAGACUAUAGCAGUACCCUCCCCAACUGGUAGAACCGAGCUGUUCUCCCUGCCUUCACACAGGGCCUGCAGAGAGGAAUAAUGGUGUUUACACCUCUCACUGUACUCAGGCAGGAGAGCAUUUAGAACACACACUCCCUGUGCGGUUUAUAACAUCCACCUCUGUGCCUGCCUGGCUGCCUACUAAAACACUGGCCCAUAUAGGGAUGACUUGUAUAAACAGAGAGGGGAGGGAGGGAGGGAUUGAGCAAGAUGAAAAACAUUUAUGGGCGAGUAAGGGAGAAAAUGCGUAGGGCGGAUGAGUACCGGCAAAUGCAGUUCUGCUGCCGUUCGCCCCGUCGCCAUGACAACAGUGACGACACAGCUGCCCUGGUGACAGCGGAUUUGCUGGCUCUGGGAGCGUAGAUCAGGAAGUAGCGUGCUGAAAGAGGUCACGAGGUAUUAACAAUUUACUGCCUUUUAGUUAGCGUUUUAAAAACAAGGAACCGGUAUGGUUAUUUUUACAGGAACAAGAUGGCAUCACACAGCUUUUCCUCAGUUUAUGCUCUCUCUACAUUCAACAGAUUUUGUUCCUUUACUUAUCCCCUUUUCUCUCUAAUAAAUUGAAAAUAAACU